Styela clava is the source of this 826-nucleotide messenger RNA. RefSeq names its product ubiquitin-conjugating enzyme E2 R2-like. The record is from RefSeq and is a predicted model, not a curated record. Lineage: Eukaryota; Metazoa; Chordata; Ascidiacea; Stolidobranchia; Styelidae.
ACAUUUGCUAAAAACUCGCAUUCAGUUUUACCAUCGAAUUGGGUGCCUACGGAAUUGCAAUAGCAAGCAAUUCCUUAUUAUGGCGCUUCCUAUGGCAAGCUCCGCGAAGGCCCUUGCAAAAGAAUUACGUAGUAUCCAAGAAGAGCCAGUGGAAGGUUUUAAGAUAACCCUUGUUGAUGAAAACAAUCUCUACGACUGGCAAGUAGCCAUUUUUGGGCCACCCGGUACAUUGUAUCAGGGCGGAUACUUCAAAGCACAUCUGAGGUUUCCUGGAGAUUAUCCUUACUCUCCCCCAACCUUUCGAUUUUUAUCGAAUAUAUGGCACCCGAACGUUUAUUCUAAUGGUGAGGUCUGCAUUUCAAUACUGCAUCCUCCUAUUGAUGAUCCUCAAGGUGGAGAGCUGCCCCAGGAGCGAUGGAACCCAACACAGAACGUUCGAACUGUUCUUCUAAGCGUCAUAUCUCUAUUGAACGAGCCUAACACAUUUUCUCCAGCCAACGUGGAUGCAUCCGUGAUGUUCAGAGAUUGGAGAGAACUAAAAAAUAAUAAAUAUGAAGAAAUCGUGAAACAACAGGUUCGAGAAAGUCAAAAAGAAGCCACAAAAGACGGCGUUCGCGUUCCAUCAACCGUCGAAGAAUACUGCGUAAAAACGACGAUCGCCGCCGGAGGUGAAAGUUCGGUGGAUAUGGAUGACUUUUUUGACGAAGAUAUGGACUGCACGGAAGAGGACGAAGAUACAGCAGACGAUCACGACACGGAAUGAUGCUCUCAUGUCAUUCAUUUUCUUCUUCGUAAUUCUUUUUAAUAAACUUUUAUUAUCAGAUGA